AUGACAAGUUUAUCUAAUUUCAUUUGCCAUGGGUUGCUAGUUCCCAUUCUUUUACUAUUAACUACACUUUUCAGCUCAACAUGCAAGUGUGGCAACAUAGUGAAGUACCUCCCUGGGUUUGAGGGACCCCUUCCUUUUGUGCUUGAAACUGGGUACGUAGGAGUGGGUGAAAAUGAUGAUGUGCAGGCUUUCAACUACUUCAUUGAGUCAGAGAACAAUCCUAAGGUGGAUCCUCUCAUGCUGUAUAUGCCUCGUCUACGAUACACAAGUCCAAUUACACUUAAGAUUGAGGAGUACAAUGGGAGCCUGCCUAAUUUGAUCUUGAGGCCACACUCAUGGACAAAAGUAAGUAGCAUUAUAUUUGUAGACUUGCCUGUAAAUACAGGCUUCUUAUAUGCCACAACAGAAUCUGCUUCUCACCGGAUCGAUUGGUCAUCAGUUCACCAAACCUAUCAAUUUCUUAGGAAGUGGCUAAUUGAGCAUCCAAAAUUUCUCACAAGUGAAGUUUACAUUGGUGGUGAUUCAUACUCCGGCAUUCCUAUUCCUGUAAUUACUCAUGAAAUUUCUCAAGGAAAUGAAGGAAUACAACCUAUUAUUAUAGCAAGAUGA
Molecule: messenger RNA, 609 nt
Organism: Arachis stenosperma
Lineage: Eukaryota; Viridiplantae; Streptophyta; Magnoliopsida; Fabales; Fabaceae
Product: serine carboxypeptidase-like 18
Exons: 7
Coding region: 1-609 (202 amino acids)
Biological process (GO): proteolysis; secondary metabolic process
Molecular function (GO): acyltransferase activity, transferring groups other than amino-acyl groups; serine-type carboxypeptidase activity
Source: RefSeq, a predicted model, not a curated record